Messenger RNA from Anastrepha ludens (Mexican fruit fly), 944 nucleotides. RefSeq names its product OCIA domain-containing protein 1 (gene asrij). Bases 85 to 864 code for a protein of 259 amino acids. Gene Ontology annotation, cellular component: endosome. NCBI's taxonomy places the organism in Eukaryota, Metazoa, Arthropoda, Insecta, Diptera, Tephritidae. The transcript has 4 exons. The record is from RefSeq and is a predicted model, not a curated record.
AUCGAAGAUUAUUGUUAAUAAAAACUAGUAAGAUUCUAAAGGAGACCAGUUCUUGUGUGAUAAAAAGCUAUUUAUUCCGACCCAAUGGAGCAAUCGGCACAACAACAUCCGUUGGCUAACUACCAAUUUACUGCAGAAGAGUUGAAGGCUUUGAGGGAAUGCAAUAGUGAAUCUUUCUUCCAACGAUCCUUGCCACUCGGAACUGCUUUGGGUGUUGGCGCUUACCUGGCAGUAAAAAAUGGAUUUUUACAACCCAACUUUAAGUACGGCGCUGUGCCUAAAGUAAUGGUGGGUGUAAUAAUUGGCUAUUUUGUUGGAAAAUUUAGUUAUCAACAAAAGUGCGCAGAAAAACUAAUGCGAUUACCUAAUUCAAGGCUCGGAGAAUUAUUGAAACAGCGCAGAGAAAAUGGUGGCGUAAUGAGUAGAUUGAGUCCCGAUCAAGGUAUGGGACUUGGACUAGCCUUGAGUCCAUUUAAUUCAACGGGAGCAAAUGUAAAUGAAGAUCAAGCAAAUGAAUUCGCCCGUAGCAACGCCCUUAACUUAGAUGUGGAAAGCCGGCCUUCAAUUGCAGGACUUGAUGACAUUUAUCGACCUUCGUUGGAUAAUCCAACUACAUUCUACGAAACUGAAGUACCAAUUGAUCAAGCAAAACACGGCAUGAGUUAUGAAGAGUUACGAAAGAAAAACCGUGAGGAAUUCGAGAAAAAACAGCAAAAUCCAUUUUCUCGCCCUUUACCACCAAAUGCACCGGUGGUUAUUCGAGAAAAGGAACCUUCGAAAACACCUUUUAGUUCCGAAUUCAAUCCACCAUCAACUUCAACCAAAAAUCAUAAAAAUAAGUAUGGCGACACAUGGACUGAUUGAUUUAAAAUGACUUUUAUUCAGUAUAUUUUUAUUGUCUGCUAAAAAAAGUAAAUUGUUAUUAAAGUGUUAAUGCUGAUAUA